This is a messenger RNA of Prosopis cineraria, 3581 nucleotides long. Its product is annotated as double-stranded RNA-binding protein 2-like. The record is from RefSeq and is a predicted model, not a curated record. Gene Ontology annotation, molecular function: double-stranded RNA binding. Bases 1301 to 2830 code for a protein of 509 amino acids. The transcript has 3 exons. Lineage: Eukaryota; Viridiplantae; Streptophyta; Magnoliopsida; Fabales; Fabaceae.
UUCGAUGUUUGAUGCUUUCUUAUAUAUUUAUCAAUAUCCUUUUUGGUUUUAUCAAGGAAUUUCCGAUUGAUUUCAAUAUGAUGUCUUUUUGAGGGGAUUGUUGGAUGUUACUGCAUGCCGAUAGGUAGUUUGGAAAUAUCUUUUUGUUUUGAGAGGGUGACAUAAUUUAAGACAAGGAUUUGCAGUUGUAAAUAAGCUCUGUUUAUUUCUUGAGCUGUUCGGUUAUAGCUGCUUCAUUUUAGGUGUUUCUAGAAGUUCUGUGGCAUAUAUACAGAAACUAUUCGACACUCCUAGAAGGCUCAAUAAUGGUUUGCUACUUGAUUUACCGCCAGCUCACACGUUUUACACUAAUUUCGGUUGGUCUGCAGAAUUAAUCUUAAAGUAGACACAUUCAACCAUGUUCACAUGGACACACACAAACUGUUUAUGGCGCGUUGGUGUUUCCUGUGUGAAGAAUAUGUUUGGUGAUUUUGCUCUUCUUCAUAAUGUUGGACAAUUUGGCAAAAUUGAUAGGCUUCUUUGGCUUUCUCCCAUAAAUUGGCUAAAUCGAAAUAUAUGUAGCCUGUGUAACUUAUGUAGUUGAAGCGGUUUCCUUAUUUCUAUGCUUUAUUAUUUAUUCCUUUAUUCCAUAUAUAAUGCAAUGAGAAGUAAACAUAGAAUGUCAAGCUCAUCUGAGUUUCAUUAUUUAAAGAGAGACAUAGAGAACAUAAAUAUGUUGCUCUCUUUACGUGGUGAUUGAUAAAUUGCCUAUCAUGUUUACCUACUACACUUUAGUGUACAUUCCUCUGGGAUGGAAUUUUCUUCUUUUAAGCAUCAUAUAUUUGUAUGUGGGGUGAAGACUCCUCUAAAUAACCCAUGUUUCUUUAUACUUAUGUCUAACCAUCUCCAUUACCUUGGUAAUGGGGGGUGGGAGGUGAAGGAAUGAAAAGGGAUCAUUUUCCUUUGUUUGAAACUUCUAAAAUUGAAGGGAAGGAAACAGAAGGGGAAUAAGCACCCAAAAAAAAAAAUCCCCCUUAAAUAUCCUUACCUUGUUUCCUUCUGAAUUUGUGGGGAUGGCAGUAAAGAGGGAGAAUGAUCCUCCUUUUGAUUUUAAAAACUUGUUGUUUACUAUGAUACCUCAAGCUUAAUAAGGUAAGUUUAUGAUAAUUAUAUUGCAAUUUUCAACUUAUGUUCCCAUUUAUUCUCUCACGAAUCAUUCAAACAAGGGAAAGAUAGCUCUUUCCAACUCCACCCCAAUUCUCUUUUAAUCUUUUAAGCACAACCUUAAUUCUGACAAAAUAUAUUACUUUUCAAUUUGGGCAUGGGGACUCACUUGUGUGCAGAGAUGUAUAAGAAUCAGUUGCAAGAGUUGGCUCAAAGAAGCUGUUUUAAUUUGCCAGCCUAUUCAUGCAUACGUGAAGGCCCAGAUCAUGCUCCUCGAUUCAAAGCAACUGUAAACUUCAAUGGAGAGACAUUUGAGAGCCCAACAUUCUGCUCGACUCUUAGAAAGGCUGAACAUGCAGCAGCUGAGUUAGCUCUAAACAUCCUUGCAAAAGGAGGUCUUUCUGCAUCUUUGGCAGCAAGAGUUCUGGACAAAACAGGAAUAUACAAGAAUUUACUCCAGGAAACUGCUCACAGAGCUGGAUUGAAUCUUCCUGUUUAUACAACUUGUCGAUCUGGACUAGGUCAUGUUCCUAUCUUCUCAAGUACAGUUGAGAUUGCUGGAAUGAAUUUUUCUGGCGAGCCUGCUAGGACCAAGAAACAGGCUCAAAAAAAUGCUGCAAUGGUUGCUUGGACUUCAUUGAGAAAAUUGUCACAGCAUCACUUAUCUCCUCCAACAUUAUUUCCUUCAGAGUCUAAAGGCGAUGAAGAACAGGAACAAGUCAUCAUUGCUCGGGUUCUUGCAAGUUUAAAACCGUGGGAGUCAAAGGACUUCUCAGAAGGUGAUCACCAACAUACACAGCAAAGCCACUCUACAUCUCUGGAAUUGCCAAUGCCAGGCACGUAUCCUGUGCAAUUCCAAAGUUGUGGCCUCUCUGGCUUUUCCCCUGGUGUGUCAAUGUAUCACAUAUGGCAGCAAGAACAAAUUAUACAACAGCAAAAUCACCUCUUGGCGCUAGCCAUUGCACCACCUAUUCCAUCCACACCACAAGGCUUCCCCUUGAUGCAGUCGGUGCUCCAGUCAGACUACUGUCUUCAUAUUCCAGUCAAGGAGUCAGUGUCAGUUCCUGCAGGACCAAGAUUAUACAAUCCUGCAUUAAGCCCUUCAUUUUACUUUUCAAGCUGCAGUGUUUCUGAUCGAAACAGGUCAACAGUAAUCAUUAGAGAGAUUCAUGAGGAAAAGCCAGAAAAUUCAAUAGAGUUUUCUCAAUCUGAAGUUCCUAAUUUCUCAAAUUGCGAUCCAGGUAAUAAAACAAGAGCCCUUAGACCAGCUCUUGAGUAUGAGAGACAAAAGCGAGGUGUGUCUGAAAGCGGAAGUAGAAAUAUUGAGCCACAUAACCCUCCUUAUAUUGACAAUUUUUGCCCCAUACUGAGAGCCUAUCGGAAAGCAAAUGCAAAUAGAAGUUUAAAACCGCCCACAUCUGCAUCUUCAAUGAUCAGAACCAUGGAUCAUGCUUCGUCUGCGGAGCCCAGGUCACAACAGAGAGAACUUCCUCUGUCAGUUUCCUCAGGGAUGAAAACUGGGGUCCGAGGAAUUCCAGCCAUGCCCAUGUCUGCGAGGUUUGAUAUGGUGGGAGCACAGCCUCCUUCUCUAUCCAUGGCACCACCUGUACGAAUCAGAUCUGUUGUGCCUGUCUGCUCAGCUCCACCGAGGAAAGCCAUUGACGAAAUGUCGAAAAGUAAGAAUUAAAAAUUAAAACGCGUUGGCGAAAUGUGUCAAGAAGUUGAUCUGGGGUGCAAUAUCAAAUUAUGAAUGUGUGUGUGUGUGCGCGCAUGCCACAGGCGUUAUAUUCAAAAGCUACCGUGCUUAAUAACGGGUCUGUGCUUUUACACGGACCAAUAAUUAUUUUUCAUGUUCAUUGAUAAAUCUGCAUUUCCUUGAUGCCUUUGUGUGAAAGAAUUGGUGAAAUUCGGGUAAAUCUCUCCUUUGUCUAUAGAGCAUGAGGAAAUGAGAGCAGAUUUUAACCAGAAAAGUGAGUAGUAAAGCAUUGUCAUAUGAUAAAUAAGCACUUGCUGACUAACUUUCUAGUGCAUGACAAAAUACUCGCAACUAAAUUUCUGUUGCAUCUUGUUCAUAUUCACGAAAUUAAGGCCAUGCUUCAGGAAGAUUAAGCUCUCAAGCUGUUGGACGGGUCUUCUCAUUCAAUGGUCAAGAAGUUCCAGUUCUCGAGGCUCGAAGCUUUCUUGAAACAUGACUCCAGGGUUACGCGUGAAAUUUGUUGGGAUAUCCUAAAUUCUGGACUUGGUUAUUUACUUGAUAGAUAAUUGGGGUACUUAUUCAUUUAUGACGAUCCAAAUUUUGACUCGUUGGUGGGGUUGCUUUGUGAAAGUGAUUGACAUAGUUGUUAGAGGGACAUGUGGACAUGAUUGAAAGGUGUUUCGUCGUUUGUUCAUUUGGAGGUUUUUAAUUAAAUUCAAGCAAUUAGUAUUUGUUGGGGGUA